AUGACCCUGAUGUCAUUCUCCUUUGCCAUCAUCGCGGCGCUGGUCGUCGUGCAUGCAGAAGUCACUUACAUCAACCAUGACGAAGUCAAACCGUUCGCCCAGCCCACACCUACGACUGACUCGGAGAAGGCCGCUGUCAAAUACAAGCCGAAACUCUACGUCUCCUACGGCUGUCACCCGUAUCCCGCCGUGCAGGCCAAUGGAUUUGUAAGUGCUGGACUUAAAGGGAGUGGACCGAUAGAUGGCGAGUGCGAGGGCUCAUCUCUGGGCUCUCAAGUGUAUUCUCGUUCGAUGUGGUACGAGGACAAGUGGGCUAUCAUGUAUGCCUGGUACCUCCCAAAAGGACGAAGCUCCAAGUAUCAACGUCGUCAUUUCUGGGAAGCCGCUGUUGUCUGGAUCGAUGAUCCUGCUCUCGCCAAUUCGACGAUUCUCGGUGUGUCAUUGAAUUAUGGCCGACGCCAAAAAUCCGAAGUCCCUCUGGAGCUGCAAUUCCUUGAUGGUUCAAAUGUGAAGCUUGAAUCAUACAGGGGAUUUGGAAGACCAAGGCCGAGGCUGCAGUUCACGCAGCUCGAAGGGGAGACCCAGGACCUCAUCACGUGGGAACAGCUCACUGAUGAAGCACGCGAUGGCUUGAGCGAUGCCGAAUUCAACACCGGACUGUUUUUUAAGAGAACGAGGAGAGAGAUGCCACUAAAAGACGGUGUUUUCGAGAAGAGACUGAUAGAUGCUUAUCCGUUUGAAUAG
Messenger RNA from Phytophthora infestans T30-4, 744 nucleotides. RefSeq names its product NPP1-like protein. The transcript has a single exon. NCBI's taxonomy places the organism in Eukaryota, Oomycota, Peronosporomycetes, Peronosporales, Peronosporaceae. The record is from RefSeq and is a predicted model, not a curated record. The coding region runs from base 1 to 744 and encodes 247 amino acids.